Molecule: messenger RNA, 1062 nt
Organism: Condylostylus longicornis
Lineage: Eukaryota; Metazoa; Arthropoda; Insecta; Diptera; Dolichopodidae
Exons: 3
Coding region: 179-931 (250 amino acids)
Source: RefSeq, a predicted model, not a curated record
UUGACACAUAGCGUGCAUAUAAACAUAAAUUUAAAUUUUUUCAAUACCUGCAUCCGAAAAUAACAUAGUAGAAGAAUAUCAGAAGGAUAAAAUGUUGAAAUAAAAUUUGUGUACAAUUUUGCAGAAUACAAUUGAUUAGAUUUAAAUUAACAUUUAAGUUAUCCUAAAAAUUUUUAGCAUGGAUGGAAGAAUUAAGUUCUUACUAGAAGCGUCUUCAAUGUUUGAACAUGAAACACAAGCUAAUAGACUUCUGAGAUCUUAUUACUUAUCGAAUGCAAGAAAACUUUUCAAAUAUAAUGCUGGUUCUAAUAUUCAACUAUUUAUGGAGAAAGAUGGUUGUAAUAAAUGUGUGACCAAUUGGGUAAAAGGUUAUUAUGGAUUGGCUUUUGAAUCAACUAAAGUUAAUUCAAGAAUAAAAUUGGCAGAAAACUUAGUGUGUGGAAAAACAGACCCAAUUAAACACAAACCUGGUGCAAAGAUUUGCAAGAAAAGGCAGCUUAAUAAUUUAGUUUUUACGUGUAAUUUUUGUUAUACGAAAACAAGAAUUCCCCUACAAAGAAGAAGUAAAAAACCUUUUGGUUUUAAUAAGAAUAAACUUGAGGUAAAAGCAAAAGAAAAAAACAAGAACUCUGAAUCAGUUUCUCAGACUGGAAAUUACAUGCUUGAGUUUACAAAUGAAACUAAAAUUGGUGAAAAAAGGAAUCGUAAACUAUCCAAACAUAUUAAUGGAAGUUCCAGCUUCAAAACUUCUAAAUUAAGCUUUCAAUCAAAGAGUGUCAAAAAAAAAAAAGGCAAACCAACCGGCGUUUCAGCGGUUUCAAAAACACAACAUAAAAAUACGUUAUUGCAAUUGGCGCUGCUUUUAAAAAAUAAUUCUAAUUCAAACAAAAGUGUUCAAAAUAACGAUAGAUUAAAAAAUUUAUUAAAAUAAAUAUAAAAAAAAUUAACAAAAAAAAAACUUGUAUGCACCUAUGUAUGUAAAAACAUGAAAAUUGACAUAAUUUCACUAAUAUUUUCGAUAUGUAUAUUGAUAAAUUUCGGAUUAAAAAAGUUUUAUUUUUA